AUGCCCAACAACCGUGAAGCAGCAGCAGCAGCUGCUGCUGCUGCAGCUGCUGCUGCUGCUGCUGCUGCUGCUGCUGCUGCAGAUGAGGAAGACAAGCAGCAGCAGACAAGCACCGCGGAUGGAGCUGCUACAGAGGCAGCAGCUGCAGCAGGUGGUGCAGCAGCUGCUGCUGCUGCUGCAGACGAGGCAGCAGCAGCAGCAGAUGAAGCAGCAGCAGCAGCAGACGCGGCAGCAGCAGCAGCAGAUGAGGCAGCAGCAGCAGCACGACCACGUGUAUCAGACGAUGCAGCAGCAGCAGCAGCAGCAGCACCAGCAGCAGCAGCAACUGAAACAGCAGCCGCAUCAACAGCUGCUAGCGAAGCAGCAAGGGCAGCAGAUGCAGCAGCAGCAGCAGCAGCAGCAGAUGCAGCAGCAGCAGCAGCAGCAGAAGCAGCAGCAACAGCAGCGGAUGAUGACGAUGCAGCAGCAGCAGCAGCAGAUGAUGAGACAGCAGCAGAAGGUAGCCAUACCCAACUCUCUGAAGCUGAUGAAACCCCACGAGACCCCAGCAGCAGCAGCAGCAGCAGCAGCAGCAGCAGCAGCAGCACAGGGUACAGUUUGUACGCUAGCCGCUUAAGCUGUGGCGAAGACAGCAGCAGCAGCAGCAGCAGCAGCAGAAACGUCGACAGCAGCAGCAGCAGCAGAGCAGGGAUCGUCCCCUCAACACGAGCAGCAGCAGCAGCAGCAGCAGCUGCAGCAGCAGGUGCAGCAGCAGCAGCAGCAGCAGCAACAUAG
Messenger RNA from Eimeria mitis, 774 nucleotides. RefSeq lists its product as uncharacterized. NCBI's taxonomy places the organism in Eukaryota, Apicomplexa, Conoidasida, Eucoccidiorida, Eimeriidae. The coding region runs from base 1 to 774 and encodes 257 amino acids. The record is from RefSeq and is a predicted model, not a curated record. The transcript has 2 exons.